Synchiropus splendidus (mandarinfish) is the source of this 2821-nucleotide messenger RNA. RefSeq lists its product as uncharacterized. The transcript is spliced from 10 exons. Gene Ontology annotation, molecular function: microtubule binding. Gene Ontology annotation, biological process: microtubule cytoskeleton organization. The record is from RefSeq and is a predicted model, not a curated record. Lineage: Eukaryota; Metazoa; Chordata; Actinopteri; Syngnathiformes; Callionymidae. The coding region runs from base 96 to 2702 and encodes 868 amino acids. Gene Ontology annotation, cellular component: cytoplasmic microtubule.
CCUCUUGGAUACAUAACGUGUGCUCAAGGGGCUUCAGCGUUCAGACCCGCAGGUGGCCUGUCCGGGUAGUGACCUCCUGGAUCAUUCCUUGGUCAAUGCGGAGUGGUGUCAGUGAUGGUCCAGUGGAUGAACUCAACAUGGACAGUGGAGGUGGCAUCAGAGCUGAGCUGGGGAGUCAAUGUCAUGGACUCGACAAGCAGAGAAUUCUGGAACUCCUCAGAAUCCGAAGGACUGAACGGGCCUCGCAUCUGAGACGUCAGGAAAUAGUGUCAAGUGUCCGGAAGACUUAUGAGGACUUUGUGCAGAAAGCAUCCGGGUACGCGAUGCACUGGCGUGUCUCGCCGCAUCCAUCAGGUUUGAUCGGUAGGUACCCUCCUCACAACCUGGACACGAGGCUCCGGGUCCUGAGGAGGCAAUGCUCUAAUGCCAUGGAGAAACAAAAGGAGAAGUUGCCCACUGAAGGUCCACUGAGAAUGGCAGCCAGUGAGCUGGCCACGAUGAAAGCCAUCUCAGAAACCAGCCCUCAACCUCUCGACACCUUGCUGAUCAAUGAGUUGAUGGCACAAUCGACGAUUUCUUCUUCAAGAGCAACUCCAAUGUCUCCAAAAACGGCUUGCUCAUCUCCAACACUAGCUUCAUCAACAAGGAGCGCCCGAAUCCAUUCGAACCUGAGAAAAAAAGACGACACUGAUGCCAGGGGUUCUUCAGAACUACCAAUCAUCACCCAAACCUUCCACUGGCAUCCAAUGGCUGCUAAGAGAAAAAGACCUGCCAGGGAGGGAAGACAGCAGAUGACCAGUCGGGAGCCUGUCAUGACUUCCCACCAGAGGCCCGAUACAAGUCUCAGCAGCGUGGACACUCACACUCCCAGUGAGCUGAGAGCCCUCUCGCUUCUUUACUCCCAGCAAACCUCAACCACAUCACCGUGUUCUUCACAGACAAUAAGCAGGAGUCGCUCACAAAUCCUGUUCAACUCCUGGGAAGGAGAAGGGGAAGCAGGAAGACUGACAGAAUUCCCACUUGUUCCUCAUACCUUCCCAAAACCUCCCGUGGCUCCGAAAAGGAGCACUGUGGUGGCGCCCUUGACUUCGACGGCACCCACGAAAGGAGGAACACCACAUCCCUUACAAGUCCAUCCAUUCCAGGAGGUGGUCCGAAGGUCUUGUAGCAAUGAGCUGGAUGAGUUCUCUGACCCUUCGCAGAGCAUCUCAAAGUGUUUCCUGCAGCUCCGUUCGGACAACUGGAAAGAGAAACUUCAAGGCCUACGGAAUAUUAAAGCAAUGGCAAGAGAGGACCCAAAUCUCCUGCAGUCCAAGCUGCAUGAAGUAUUUCAGGUCCUUGGAGAAGAGGUGAACAAACAUUCCACGGUGGCCUGUGAGGCGAUAGACACGAUUUCUGCGCUCCACGAAGGCCUGGGCAGAGCUAUGGACCGUGACACCGAGAGCAAGUGUCUCUCCUUGUUGAUGAAGUGUGCCCAAAUCACCAACAAGAUCGUCCAGCAGCAGGAGGAGCCCGCGGCUGAUGCAGUGACGGACCACUCUGUGGUUGAGCCUGACAACACUGAGGCCGACGGAGAGUCGUGUCCCAGUCGGGCAGAUGUGCGCUCAAAACCCUGCAGCAGUGCAUCGAGGACCUGCACCGCCAAAGCACUGGGCGGAGAUUCUCCGAGAGCAAGUCCUAAAGAAACGGAACCUCCGACAAGAACGCCCCCAUCUGCACAACACACAGUUCAAGUUCAAAUGAAGACGAGAGGUAAACGGCCAGGGGAUGACAAGGGGCUUCCACUGAAACACCAUCCGCCUCUUAAACCCACAAAUGCUCCCAAAAAGAACCAGGCAAAGAACUGUGGCAGGCCCGUCCUUGCUUACGGGGAAGCUCCGUCGAAGAAAAGAGGACCACGUCACGGAAGGAACCGCCAGUUUCAGAAGGGCGGCAGUCGGUCUCGGAAGGCCCAGCAAGCUGGAAGUCCUUCUCAAAACCUCGCGCUUUUCUUCCAGCAGCUCAGCUCAGAUGACUGGAAUAAGAAACUACAGGGGCUGAAAACCAUGAAGGCGCUAGCAAGACGGCAUCCUGGCAUCCUGCAGGCAAAGCUGCAUCAAGUGUGUCGAGUCCUCGGGGAAGAGGUGGGGAAACUGCAACUUCACUCCAUAGUGGCCUGCGAGGCCAUAAACACCAUCGCUGCGCUGCAUCGGCACCUGGGGAAGGCCAUGGACCAGGAGGCAGAGAUGACCGGCCGCACCCUGCUCAUGAAGCUGGCACACACCAACAACAAGCUCAUCCAUCUGCAGGUCAACCUUGCUCUGGAAGCACUGGUGAAGGGCUGCAGUCCAGCCAAAGUCCUGAGCUCCCUGGUCAGCCCCGGACUCAGUCACUGGUGUCCGACGGUGCGAAUCAGUACAGCCAAACACCUGCACCAGCUGGCCGACAUCGUGGGUGAGGAGUUCAUCUUGACAGCAGAGAACAUGGUUGCAGAGCGAUAUCUCCGAGCGGUCAGUAAAAUGGCCAUAGAUGGCGCCGCUGAAGUCAGGUCAGUAACUGCUCCUUUCAUUUUUCAUGUUCUAUUUCACUGUAGACAUGUUUCUGAUCAGAAUCCAUGGACGGGAGAUGCUCCGGCGUCUGGAUCCUCCACGGCGGUGUCGAGACUUGUGGGUCAAGAUUGUCCCCUACAAAGACAAGCCUCAGCUGGACCAAGUCCUCACUAAGAUUUUGUGGAGACGAUGAGCAUGCUUUCAUUGUUUUGUGUGAUACAGUACACAACAAACACACGGCUUCGAUUCUUUCCUUGUCCUUCCACACAAUAAACAUCUCAGUGCUCGUGUUU